Messenger RNA from Arabidopsis lyrata subsp. lyrata, 1275 nucleotides. RefSeq lists its product as uncharacterized. The coding region runs from base 168 to 1154 and encodes 328 amino acids. Gene Ontology annotation, biological process: positive regulation of proteasomal ubiquitin-dependent protein catabolic process; protein polyubiquitination; ubiquitin-dependent protein catabolic process. NCBI's taxonomy places the organism in Eukaryota, Viridiplantae, Streptophyta, Magnoliopsida, Brassicales, Brassicaceae. Gene Ontology annotation, cellular component: ubiquitin ligase complex; cytoplasm. The record is from RefSeq and is a predicted model, not a curated record. The transcript is spliced from 3 exons. Gene Ontology annotation, molecular function: RNA-DNA hybrid ribonuclease activity; ubiquitin protein ligase activity; ubiquitin conjugating enzyme binding.
AGAUUUGAGAGAUUUGAGAGAAAACGAUUUGACUUCUGAAAUCAAGUUAGGGUUUUCUCUUUCUUUGUUGCCCUAGCAGAAACCGAUUCUCACGAGGAGCCGCCUCUGCUUUAUAGUUGUAUACCGAGCCAUAAAACCUAAGGAAAACAAAAGCUUAAGAGAAACACAUGGAGGAAAAGGGCACCCAAGAUGGCCCAAAACCGUCACAGGAUUCUGGCUUGCACAGGCUUUACUUCAAGGGUUUGACAAGGGAGGAAACAAGAGGGCUGGUGGCAGGAUUUGGGGUUGCAAUUUGCGGCCAAGAGGAUAAUAUCUUGUUUCAGAUGAAAGGAUCAAUUCAUGACUCCGAGAUUACGGCUUUGGAGGCUGAGCUUAUGGCAUUGAAACGAGGACUAACCGAAGCCGUGAGUUUGGGGAUCACUCAUAUCUCAAUCUACUGCGAUCAUUAUCACAUUUUUAAACUUGUCACGGGGAGUUCCGGGCCUGAGAAAGAUAGCAUUGCCUUGCUAAUGAAUGAUGUGCAACGCACCAGACAACAACUGACAUCUAGCACCCCUCUUCUGGUGACUGGAGAUCAAACUAAUAAGGUUGCUUAUAAACUUGCAUCGGAAACACUCGUUUCUGAAAUCAGCAUAAGUAUGCCUCCUUGUCAUAAGAAGAACACUUUUUGCGGUAUCUGUUUCGAUGAUGAUCUCGAAGCUGAACAGAUGUUUUCUGUUGCUUUAUGCGGUCAUAAAUUCUGCUUGGAGUGCCUCAAACUACAUAUACAAGUUGAACUAAUGGAGAGAGUACCGAGAUGUCCUCGUUACGGCUGCAAAUCGAAACUGAAUAUUGAAAGCUGUGCCCAUCUUUUGACACCUAAACUAAGAGCCAUGUGGGAACAAAGGAUCGAAGAGACAACUGUAACAGAUUGGGCAAUGUGGGCAAAGUGCCAACAAAUGGCUGGAGUAGCUCAUGGGUUUUGCCAAAUAAGUUGCAAAUGUGGGUACUCCUUUUGCUACAUAUGUGGAGCCGAAUGGAAGCUGCUAGGAGCCGGUUGCAUUCAUCGCAACAAAGAGAUGUGUACAAUCAUUAGUUGCAUAGUUAUAUGUUAUGGAAUUUUGGUAUGUUUUCUGUUUAUUAUGAGUUUAUUCAAGUUGAUUGAUUACUCAUAACGCUUGUAAGCGGGUUUACUUGUUUGAUGCUUAUUUGUUUUCAAGAUUUUUGGAUUAUGUUGUAAGAUACACAAUGGUUUACCUGUCUAUUUCCAAAAUCAACAACCGUCUUGAUCAAGUA